AUGACAAUGGUCGUCUUUCUGUUCUGUUAACUGGUUGUUAAAUCACUUGACAAGCUACCUGACAAUAUAAGUUUGUCGGUCAUGUUUAUCUAUUAGGCAUUAUUAUGACACGAGACUUAAGAUAUUGGAGUAGGCUGACCACUGAAGUUCUUAGAAGAUUCAGUGCAUGCUUAUCUAUUGGUCAUCGCAAUGUAAUUUCUUAAGUAUAUAGUGAUAAGUUUAUUCAAUAGGGUGGUACCAUGGGUAGAAGAUUCGGUGAUUCCUGAUCUGAUUUCACCUCGGGCCAAAAUUCCAAAGAAACUUGUAUUGAGAGCAUUGAAGAGAAGUUAAUUUCAUUAUUUGGGUAGUGAUAUAUUGAUUCUCAUUUUCUAGUCAUCGACAUUAAUUUAAGGUUUUACAUGGUCCGUAUCAUCAUUGUCCAUUGGGUUGUAUCUGUCUGUUGAGCUUUAUGACACACGAUAUACAAUGGACAAUCUGUCACUUUCCUUCAUUUUACAGCAUUCUUUAUUUACUUCUAUCAUCAGAUUCUAGACUAUUACGAUUAUUUUAAUUUCGCAUAUUUCACUUUUUUGCGAUCGUAUUGAAGAACGCUCCAUCUCAGUGUGAAACUAGCGUGGUGUACAUCAUUAUGAUAAUAUAUACAUACAUAUCUGCAGACUUGUACAUAUUCUUCGCAUACCAUAUUGUUGCUGUGCGCUGUACUUCACUGCAUUGUAAUGUGUGGCAUCUUUAUUGGUUUCAUAUUCCCUUAGUUGGGUUUGUUUUCCUUCUGGUAUUUGAAUGAAAUCACAUCUAUGUCUAACUGGUUCUUGUGGAUCCAUAAUAAUUGGUAUGGUGCUCUAGAACACUCUUCUACAUGAACUUAUGAUCAUCCUACGUUUGCAUUUCAGUACUGGGUCAGCCAGGGGAACAAAUGGUGCGACUUUUGCAAGAUUUACAUAUCAAACAAUCCCUUGAGCAUAAGAACUCAUGAGCUCGGCAAACGCCACAAAGAUAAUGUCACUGCGAGGCUGGCGACCAUGAGAAAAGAAAGUGCCGCCAAAGAAAAAGAGAAGAAGGAAGCGGCCAAGGCCCUAGAGCAAAUUGAAUCGGUGAGCCUAUAAUUUCUCAGGUCUUUGUCAUCUCAGCCAUAUUCAACCGAAGUAUCUAGGUAUUCUGAGGCGAAGGAUCAUUCCUAUUUUAUUGACAAAGAUCGAAAUCUUGGUCUAUGACUUUGACUUGUAUGCCUGUGCAAUAUGCACACUUAUGUUUGUACCUUCUGCUUCUUGAUAGAAUGCCUUUCUUGCCCCAGAAAGCCCAACGCAGCUACCAGAAGGAUCUAGCAGCUUUUGAGAAGGCCAAUCAAUCAGUUCAACAUACGCCCUCGGCACUUGGCAAUGAUUCAAAAGGUACUUCUAGGGUCGGCUUUUUUUUUAAUUUUAAUGCUUUUAUAAUUCCGCAGUGAAUCUCUUCACUGAACAAGGGCGCUAUUCUUUGCCCAUUGGAGAUAUCCUCUUGUUGCUCGGUGUUAUUCAUUUCCCAUAGAUUUCGUGCAUUCCAGAGUGGGAGCUUGAUGCUCCUUUUGGGAUAUUAUCACGACUCAACAAACGGAUAUUUCUAUGAGCCCAACUCUCGACUCUACUUCUCCAACGAAGUCGACAACUCUCUCUCUGUCUCUCUCUCUCUCUCUCUCUCUCUCUCUCUCUCUCUCUCUCUCUCUCUCUUUCACACACACUGGCUCUGUGGAAUUAAUACGGCCCUGUGUUUACGCUUUUUUUUUUUUCCUUACAUGCGACAUCAGGGAAACGGGUGAAGCAGGAAGAGUCUACACUGGCAUCAGCAGGUGGCCCGCCGCCGGGGCCGGUUAUCUCCAGACCUCUGGCGUCAAUGGUCUCAACAAAGCCUGUCAAGGGUGUGCCAUCGUCGGUUUCGCUUGCAAAGAGGAAGAGGGCGGAUGAGAAGCCGAAGGUUGUGUCCAACGAGGAAGCGGCCGCCCUGAGAGCCAGGGAGGCGGCUCGGAAGAGGGUGGAAGAGAGGGAGAAACACUUGCUUGGCCUAUACAAGUCCUACUGA
Molecule: messenger RNA, 2052 nt
Organism: Spirodela intermedia
Lineage: Eukaryota; Viridiplantae; Streptophyta; Magnoliopsida; Alismatales; Araceae
Source: the annotation of a GenBank genome assembly